AUGCCGCAUGUCAUCGCUCGAACACCCAGGAUGGCCCAGUGUGGGCAUCAUUCAGGGCUGCCUGCAGAGAAGAAGAUCUCUCCAGGUGUCACUCGGGUGAUAGUGCAGACACCAGGCAAGCAGGAAGACUUUGUGAUAGCCAGUGAUACCUCAGUGAGGCAGUUCAAGGAGAAGCUAUCGGCUCACUUUAAAUGCCAAAUGGACCAACUAGUGCUUGUCUGCAUGGGCCAUCUUCUCAAAGACCAUGAUGUGCUGAGCCAGAGGGGCAUCCUGAACGGUCACACCAUCCACGUGGUCAUCAAGUCUAAAAACGGCUCCAGAUCCCUAGCCCAUUUCUCCCGGGACCUGUCAACCAAUAAACCCUGCCACCAGGACAAAAACACCAAAGGAAACAGCAGUGGGGAAUACCAAUCUGCUGGUGUGGGUUACACCCCAGUGGAGUCAGCUCUCUCAGAGGAUGCACCCAAGGUGCAUACCCAGGACUUGAAAGUGGAUAGUCUAGAGCACAUAUCACAGAUACUGGAGAAUCCUAGCAUCCAGCAACUGCUGUCCAACACAGACUUCAUGAGACAGUUCAUCUCAGAACACCUAGACAUGCAGCAAUUGAUGCAGCAGAACCCAGAGGUCUCACACAUCCUUGACAAUUCUGAGAUCCUGUGGCAGACUCUGGAGCUGGCCAGGAACCUGGCAGUGAUUCAAGAGAUAAUGCAGAUCCAGCAACCUGCACAGAAUCUUGAGAGCCCACCGAACCCACAGUCAUAUGUAGGCUUGGAGAGUGUCCCAGGAUGGGAUAAUGCCUCAGGUCAGAGUUCUGCUGAUUUCAAUCAUCAGAUGCUCAACAGCGCACAAGAUCCAUUUGGGGGCAACAUUUUCACAGGUCUCCUGGGAGGACAAGUGCCAGAGCAAGUCCAGUUUUCAAUCCCGUCUCCACCACCAUCCCAGGAAUGGCAGGAACAUCUCCCACAGCCCCCUACAGCCCGAGUCAUCCAUGCUAGUUCUCGAGGUGUAUCUUCAAUCACUUCAGCCAAUUCUACCCCCAACAUGGCAAAUCAUACUUCCAGGGCCAGUACUUCUAACUCCACUAAUGGUCAGAGUCAUACUUGUGCAGUGGAGCAGCCAAUUGGGAUACCAGACUUACCUAGCAGAGAGCUCAACCAGCUGCCCCAGGCAGAAGACAAAGAUGCCACCAUUUCUAUAGAUAGCUCUAACCAGAAAUUAGAUGAUCUCCAGCAGUCAAAUGAGCAGACCAGCUCCCAGAUCACAGGAAGCAUGAUGCAACUGCUUUUGAACAACCCUUCCCUGGCAGCCCAGAUGAUAAUGUUCAUGAGUGUGCCCCAGCUGAGUGAACAGUGGAGGCAGCAACUGCCUGCAUUUCUGCAGCAGACUCAGUUUUCUGAUAUGCUUAUAGCUCUAGCCAACCCUAAAGCAUCACAAGCAAUACUGCAGAUUGAGCAGAGUCUGCAGCUGUUGGCCACUGAGGCUCCUAUUCUUCUACCCUGGGUUGCCUCCUACUUAUGGGGCCUGGGCUGGCUUCCUGCACCCAGCUGCAGCUACCCUGACACAGUGCCCUGGGCCUGGGAUGUGCCCAAUAUGGCUGAGCCUAAAGGACCUGAGUCCUGUCCAAAAUCGGGAACAGUCCUACAGAGGCUACAGUCCCUAGCUGGAGACCCUUCCCACCUUCUACAAACCCCUGAGACUCGUUUCAGCAAGCAAAUGGAAUAUCUCCAGGCCCUGGGAUUUGCAAACCAUCAUGCCAAUCUUCAGGCCCUCAUUGCCACCGAGGGAGACACCAGUGCUGCCAUCCAGAAGCUCAGGAGAUCCCAGGGAUCCUAA
Molecule: messenger RNA, 1833 nt
Organism: Dama dama (fallow deer)
Lineage: Eukaryota; Metazoa; Chordata; Mammalia; Artiodactyla; Cervidae
Gene: UBQLNL
Product: ubiquilin like
Exons: 1
Coding region: 1-1833 (610 amino acids)
Biological process (GO): ubiquitin-dependent protein catabolic process
Cellular component (GO): cytosol
Molecular function (GO): polyubiquitin modification-dependent protein binding
Source: RefSeq, a predicted model, not a curated record